UUGGUAGGAAAAGUAAAGGCAUUUUCAACAGCAACACACAAAGGAACUGGAGGAACCCAGCGGGUCAGGCAGCAUCUAUGGAGGGAAAUGGACAGUUGACAUUUCGGGUCAAGACCCUCAAUGAUAUUUUCAGGCUCUGUAAGAGAGCAAGAAACGGCACCGAUGCAACUGUAGAUGGACGCAAAAUGCAGUAAGGCUGAAACAAACAGUUCCGCCCGUCCCGCGGAGGGACAGACAGAACUCGGCUUCCUCAGGGAGCUCCACCACCGGUCGGGCUGGAAAAGUUCUCCGUGUCCAGGCGCCUCCGAACCGCCCGCAAUCCCCAGGCUGCGGGCUCUCCACAACCGACAGCCCGACCGUUGGAAGGCGGCUGUCGCGCGCUGUUGGCGGGACCUGUUGCCGAGGGCGACCGUGACGUGGGCGGGGCUUAUUGGCUUAUUGUUGGCGGGAGUCAAUCUGAUUGGUGGACCAGGUUGCUAAUAUAUUAUCCAUGAAGUGGUUACCGGGGACCAAUCAGAUGUGGGACCUUGUUAUUCUUCACCAGCUGGUACCAUGGCAUUGGAGAAAAUUAUCCAUGACUCAUUAGCCCAGUUUGUUCACUCGUACAUCCCUGAUGCUGAUCUCAGCGUUAUGGAUGAGGUAAUUCUUUCCUACAUCACUGGUGUGCUGGAGGAGCUUGGAUCUCCAGACUCAUCUGAAGAGAAUUUUGAUGUGGAAAUGUUUGUCGAAAUGAUGGAGGCCUACAUUCCAGGCUUUGCAGAAAUAAGUAGUGUCGCUGUUUAUGAGAUGAUGUUUGAUUUGGCUGCACAGCUGGUGGAAGCCCGUAACAAAGAAAAUGUUCCUCCUCCUGCAGGCUCGCAAGAUACCACAUCUUCUUUGAACAAGCAGCCAAGUGACAGGGAACAGAAGACAUCAAUGGAAUUGGAAAGCAGUUUGGUAGCAGGAGUAGGAGCCACUGCAAAGGAAAGCUGCGAUGGAAAGGAAGAUGGGGUCCAGCUGCUUGUCGAGAUGUUUCCAUCCUGCAGUAUAUCCACCAUGCAGCAUGUUCUAUCUGUGGCGAAAGGCAACUUGGAUUACGCUGUGCAGUUAAUAAUGGAAGGGGCAGUGGAGCAACCUGACCCUGCAACUUCAGAGGAAAAACAACCAAAAACAGAUGAUAAGAUUAAAGCCAGCAUCUUGGAGAAAUACAUGAUGGUGGAUGAUGAGGAGGAUGUCAAAAUUCACAAGCCUAUCGCACCUAAAGAGGCUCCCAAAAAGCUGAUUCGAUACAUAGACAACCAGGUAGUAAGCACAAAGGGUGAAAGAUAUACGGAAGUGAAGAAAACUGAGAGUGACGAGAUGAAGAAAACUUACAUCAAUCUUAAACCAGCCAGAAAAUAUAAAUUUCACUAAGAUGCUGAUCAAGUAUUUCACAGUCAUUUGUUAUUUCAGCAUGGGUUAUUCUGGACUUUAUGCCCCAUUUCACUUGAAUUGAGCACAACUCAGUCCUUCAUUAACUGAUUGGGUAGAAGUAGAAGGAAGUACUACGUGCUGCUUUCCACCAGUACAAGAAACUGAUUUGAACAUUGGUUCCCUUGAAAUCCCAGCUAUGUUUUUCUCCCACAUAUUGCAGUGUUGUGGUGUAGCACUGAGUUGCUGUGGUCUGGAUUCUGCUUCUGGUAGCAAUCAGAACACAGUAACAUACUACUGAGUACAUCAUGGUGUGCUGAAACUGUUAAAGGUUCAUUAUCUAAAUAUGUCUAUUUAAAUUUGAUUUAAAAACUUUAAUAUCUGUCAGGGUUUAAAACCUUGUGAAGCUUUUUACUUUUGAGCUUGAACUGCAAAUGAGUGUAUUUAAAAUUCUGUGCUCUUCUGUCCACAAACUGAAUGGGCCAUGUCUAUUUACAGGGGCUACUGUUUUACUGUAUCCUUGUAGGUAGGAGAAAUGCUGCGUUCACACUGCAUGUCAGGUGGGGGAAGUUCUAACAUACGUCUGUGACCAUUUGUGCAUCUUAAAUGGACUCUCCAGUCAUUUUAUAAAGGUGUCUCAUAGAUGAUCACACCCAGUCUCCUCAGGGUGGACAGGUCAAGUGUGCUGGGUUAUGAGUUACGGUUAAGCUAAGUUACUCUACUAAUAUCCUUCAAAAUAAAUAGUAAAUGUAAUGUGGAGUUAUCUCGUGAUUUUUAAUUAUUUCAUGUUGCUUGGUCUAAAAUCAGGUUUUUGUUAAUAAACAUAAUUAUUGGUUAAAUAAUGUUGAUAACACCUUCCGUAGCCUCAAGGAAGUUGUACUAAAUAGUUAAUGAAAACUGAUUUUUUUAAAAAUGGCUGAAAUCUCUUCAGAUCUGUUCAACAACUGGUUCAUAGUAUUUUUAUGGCAUUUUACAAAUCAACAUUCUUAAUCAUUUAAAAUCUCACUACAGUGACAGGCUUAGUGCAAGUUACCGGUAUGAUGGAGGCUGUUGCAUUCUCUUUUAAAGUAAAUCUCCUGUGUGUCUCACUAAAUCACUGUAUCUGUCUGCAAACUGUGGCAAUCUAUAAAUUACACUUGUCAUUGUAGUUAUGUUUAUGCGUGUGUAUGAUAGUGCCCUUUUGA
Messenger RNA from Pristis pectinata (smalltooth sawfish), 2573 nucleotides. RefSeq names its product CUE domain containing 2 (gene cuedc2). Gene Ontology annotation, molecular function: protein binding. The record is from RefSeq and is a predicted model, not a curated record. The coding region runs from base 553 to 1392 and encodes 279 amino acids. Lineage: Eukaryota; Metazoa; Chordata; Chondrichthyes; Rhinopristiformes; Pristidae. The transcript has 10 exons.